UUGAGAAGCUUUAAAACGUAAAAUAUUUUUGGAACCUCGCGUAAUUUUGUGAGGGGUGAGCGAAGGGUAUUCCCCUACGUGCAAGUGAGGUCUAAUUUGACAGAUGAUGCAAUCGAGCUUGUCGCGUUCUGAUUGGUUCUCCUAAGAGAAACUAUUGUUGUGAGAUUGUUGUGCACGAAGGUGGCACGAAGUUGCACCAUCAAAGUUAAAAUUUGCGGAGCUGGUGAAAUUGUGCCGGUACAAAAGAGGCAGUUUGACGUCUAGCGAGCAUUUCUACAUGCUACAAACUACAGAUGAAGACAAGGAAAAUUCCGUGAACAAACGGUCGAUUCAGUUUGAAUUCAAGCUUAUUUCUGUGUUUUUAACCCACCUUCGCGAGCAAAAUGUGUGGGAUGUUGGCUAAAGAUUUCCACAAACUUAUGAAAAACAUCGCUAGUUUUUCGAACAAUCAAGCAAACGUUGCCCAGUACGAAGAAAAUUUGGAUGAAUUCAAGGUGGAAAUCACUCCGAAUGACGGCCUUUACUGCGGGGGAAAGUUCGAAUUCGAAAUAAGAGUCCAAGACUAUCCGCUGAAAGCCCCGACUGUCACAUGUAGCACGCAGAUAUACCAUCCCAACAUCGACGAAAACGGUGAAAUUUGCUUGAAUUUGUUCAGCGAGUGGGCUGAAACUAACACUUUAGAAGACUGUAUCCAGGGACUGUUGUUCCUGUUGUACAAUCCAAAUCUAGAGGACCCUCUGAGUCCCUGGUUCGAUCCCGAAUUUGACACAGAUUUGGAAGUUUUCGCUGAGAAUGUCCGGUUGUCUUUGGAGGGAGGGGUUGUGGAGGGCAACCAGUUUGAAAGGAAUCUUGUGGUCGAAGAUAGUGUCACAGGGGAAAACGCGCGCAACUUUCAAUCUGAAGAAAGACAACAAACUAAAAAUGGUGAAUGCGAGGAUGAUGGGGGAAUAAACAAAAUUCAUGAUCAAGUGGUGGAAGAAAAGAUAACUGAUGGAAGCGAGGAUCAUGAUAAGGUCAAUACGACCACCGCUGUCACUGACACGACGGGGAUUCCUGAAGCUUUAAGUGUAUCUACAAAAUUUGAAGAGACACUUCAUUUCAUUUCAGGAAAAGUUAGUCCACAUAGAACUGAAGACGAAAUUAUUGUGACAAAGGAAAAUCAAUAGUAUUAAGUUUAUUACAAAAAAAUUAAGUGCAUCGACGGAAUGGGAGACUAAUCAGUGUAACGAACAAUUUAGAACUUUCGAUCAAUUCGUUGCAAAAAAAAAAAAAAGAAAGAAAAGAAAAAAAUUGGAAAUUUACAAACAACUUGCCAGUCAAGGAUCAUAUUAAAACUUGGUUAUUUAAGAUACUGUUGUCAAUGAAAGCAAUGUUAAACGCACGAUACUGUAAAAAAACGUAAUUAAACCUACAGGUAUGCUAUAACCUAUUAACAGAGAUGUAAAUACAAACAAGUUUAAUGAAAUUUAAUGUUAUUAAACAAAUUCAAUAGUCGACUAUUGUCAUGGGUUUGUCUUAUCGAAUUUAAAGGUUUCCUUGUUCAGUUGUGAAGCCCAUGUGACUUCUUGCGGUAUUUAUCUUGAAAUUCCUGCAGUCAAACUGUACAGACUUGUUUUGGUAAUGUGUGCAAGCCACGAGCAAUCAUCUCAAGGAGCAAUGCUGUGUAAGAGAGAGAGAGACUGCACAACAGAGAGGGGGCCAGAACUGGACUAUGGAACUCCCCUAACUUAUCCUACAUGCUUGUGUCAUUUAUUUCAGGCUUACUCUCUACCAGUUCUGAUUUCUCACCUACUGGGUAUUUGGUUGGUCUGCAAUGGCUAAAUGGGAGGUCUUGGUUGCUCCAUUCUAAUAAAUAUAUCACACCCGACUAUCAUCUGCUCUAAAAUCCCAGUAAACAGCCAGUUGUCUUAAUGUUUAAAACAUGAAUUACACGUGAAGACUGGGAAUGACUCUUCACCAAUGUACUGGGGCACACAGAGACACUGUGAGUGUGAGGUGUCAGAGGAUACAUCAAGGGCAAUUCAGAUCUUGUUGAUGUGAAGGCAAACAAACCAAACAGACCAUUGUUCACACAUGUACAGAUGUUACACCUUUCUUUCUCAAGGGCUUAGUAAUUUAUUAAUAAGGACUUUUCAUGGUAGGUAAGGUAAGGUAAAGUCUGC
This is a messenger RNA of Orbicella faveolata, 2162 nucleotides long. Its product is annotated as ubiquitin-conjugating enzyme E2 D2-like. The record is from RefSeq and is a predicted model, not a curated record. Lineage: Eukaryota; Metazoa; Cnidaria; Anthozoa; Scleractinia; Merulinidae.